Malaya genurostris is the source of this 1792-nucleotide messenger RNA. Its product is annotated as protein 60A-like. Gene Ontology annotation, cellular component: extracellular region. Lineage: Eukaryota; Metazoa; Arthropoda; Insecta; Diptera; Culicidae. The transcript has a single exon. The record is from RefSeq and is a predicted model, not a curated record. Gene Ontology annotation, biological process: BMP signaling pathway; SMAD protein signal transduction. Gene Ontology annotation, molecular function: cytokine activity; growth factor activity. The coding region runs from base 413 to 1726 and encodes 437 amino acids.
UUCACUGCCGAAACACGCCACCGUCGAAUGAAGCAGGUAAUUAUCGACCGUAAACAAUGUUCGAAACAACGAAGAGACGAAGAGCGGAGAGACGAAUUGAGAACCACUAGGUAAAGAAUAGCAGCAGAAGCAACAGCAACAGCAGAGUAGGUACCCGCUAGGCAGUCCGACCGAACCACCAAAGACGCCAACACGGCGGUAAACUAUUGCUGUUUAUUCUUUCUUCCCUUUUUUUUACCUUCAACUUCGGACAGUGGUACGGCAGUGUGUUUUAUUUUAUUUUUCUCAUACCCUCAUGCUUCAACCGUUGCUGUUAGUUUUUAUUGUAUAAAUGAAGUUAGACGAAGCCGGACCUGCAUCAGUUUACCGGUGAUCCUUGUGGGGUGCGUGAAUUAAAAAAAAAAACACAAAAAUGUUGUGUUUCGUCCUGUUGCUGCUGUCGGUGGUGGUCGGUGCCGUGGUUCGGCCGGUCGUCAGUUUCUCUUCGGCAACCGGUUUCUACAUCGACAAUGGCCAGAAUCAAACAGUACGGGAAAAAACGGUCACGAUGCAAGAUCGACAGGAGAUUGAGCACGAAAUUUUGGAACUGCUCGGACUUCCGGAUCGCCCGAACGAGAAGCACAUUCAUCCGUCGUUGCGAAAGUCGGCACCGCAGUUUCUGCUUAAUAUCUAUCACAAGUUUACCGAGGAGGGCAGUGCGCGGGGGAAAACACGGCAGAAGAGAAGUGCUGGUGUUGGUGCGGAAGGUUCUCGGUUUUACAGUCGCAGCUUGUUUACGGUUGCCGAUGAGCGUGCGAUCGAGGAAAGUGACGUGAUCAUGUCGUUUCUGAACAAAGGAAACCGAAACAUGCCCAAGAUUCGGCAUCGACGGUACGGCGAACGGUUGUGGUUCGACACCAGUGAGACCGGGAAGGACAGCGGAUCGGUGGUUUAUGCUAGUUUAAGGAUCUACAAAAACUCCACCUUGGACCGGUGGAGCGCGAUCACCAAGGGCCGGUCGAUCACGGUACGGGCAUCGAUCGUUCGGGAGUACGAUCCGAAGCGAGGUGGUGAGCACACGAUGGAAUUUUUGGCCGAUCAAACCGUUCCGUUCAACUACGAAGGCUGGCUGGAAAUCAACGUGACGGAUGCGAUGAUCCGAUGGAUGGCGAGCACCAUCAGCAACAAGGGAAUCUUCGUGGAUGCUUUCCACAGCGAGAGCCCACAGAAAAACGUCCGACCGCAGGACCUGGGACUGAUUCUGUCCAACAAGUUCGGUCGUUACCAGCCAUUCCUGGUCAGUUACUGUAAGGCCAGGGAACUGGUGAAACCCGUAGUCCAUUCCGGUCGUUCGAAACGUAGCGUGGUGAAGGUCGCCAAGAAGACGGUCCGUCCGAAGAAUCCCUUCCUGGAACGGUGGACUCAGCGCGAGAAGAGCUGCCAGAUUCAUACGCUGUACGUCAGCUUCCGGGAUCUUCACUGGCAGGAUUGGAUCAUCGCACCGGACGGAUUCGGGGCCUUCUUCUGUCACGGUGAGUGUAGCUUUCCGCUGAACGCCCAGAUGAAUGCAACCAACCAUGCACUGAUUCAGAGUCUGGUGCACUCGAUCAGCCCGGGACGGGUGCCGAAACCGUGCUGUGCUCCGACCAAGCUGAAUCCGAUUUCGGUGCUGUACCACAUCGACGAUGCGAAUAUCAAUCUGAAAAAGUACAAGAACAUGGUGGUGAAAAGUUGUGGCUGUAUGUGAGAGAGUUUAGUUGUUGUGUAAGUUGUACUAUAAAUCAGUUUCUUUUUUUUAUUCAAUAAAACCUGU